Prunus persica (peach) is the source of this 1597-nucleotide messenger RNA. Its product is annotated as protein EXORDIUM-like 2. NCBI's taxonomy places the organism in Eukaryota, Viridiplantae, Streptophyta, Magnoliopsida, Rosales, Rosaceae. Bases 427 to 1356 code for a protein of 309 amino acids. The record is from RefSeq and is a predicted model, not a curated record. The transcript has a single exon.
AAAAUAUACAUGACUAGAGUGAUAGAAUUUAACCAACAUGGUUGAGGAUAAACAUGAGGAAGAUGCAGAGAAACAAGGUUACCAAAUUAAAAAUAUCAAAAGUCAAAACCCACCAAAGCAAAACCUUCGCAGGACAAGCCGACCUACCCUUAAUAAACCUUUCCAUCGAAAUAUAUCAUAUGAUCUGUGCAUAAUGUUCAUCGCAAACUAAAACCCUGUGUGCUGUGCUGCCUAUUAAUCCUAUCCAAAUCAAACCAAGUCAGAACUUAAAACCCACGCGGCUGCAUUUAAAACAUGCCCAACACUCGCUCUCUCCGCCCAUCUGUUUAUAUAUAAAUACGCCUCACAAGCAUUCUUACAAACACCUCACAGUCAUCACUCUCUGAAUCACUUAAACACAAGCAACAACUUCUAACCUUCUCAUCAAUGGCUUUUACUUCCCAUUUGGCCAUCUGGGUCACAUUUUUUCUUGCCCUUUCCUCCUUCCUCAGCCCUUGUACAGCCACCAUGCGCAAGCUCUCAGCUCUCGUUCAACAACAACCACUUACGCUCAAGUACCACAAAGGCCCACUGCUUAAAGGCAACAUCACAGUCAAUGUCGUAUGGUAUGGCAAGUUCUCCCCCAUCCAACGGUCCAUAUUGGUCGACUUUGUUCAGUCUCUGAGCUCCCACCACACCACGCAACCCUCAGUCUCAUCGUGGUGGCAGACUACAGAAAGGUACAGGGGAGGGCCCUGCACCGUCGCUGUAGGGAAUCAAAUCCUCGACCAGACAUACUCUCUCGGGAGAACACUCACGGACCAGAAACUCGCGGCUUUGGCAGCCAAAGCAUCAACAGGUCGAAACGCAGCGGUCAACGUGGUUCUCACGGACGCUGAUGUGGCGGUUGACGGGUUCUGCAUGAGCCGGUGCGGGUCCCACGGGUCGGGGGGCGUGGGGAGAAAGACGGGCAGGCUGGCGUAUGCGUGGGUGGGCAACCCGGGGAGCCAGUGUCCGGGUCAGUGCGCGUGGCCGUUUCACCAGCCGAUGUACGGGCCGCAGACGGCGCCGUUAGUUCCUCCUAACGGCGACGUUGGGGUUGACGGAAUGGUGAUCAGUCUUGCAACGGUUUUGGCGGGAGCGGUGACGAACCCGUUUGAAAACGGCUAUUUUCAGGGUACGAGAGACGCGCCUUUAGAGGCUGUGAGCGCGUGUGCGGGUAUUUUUGGGAAAGGGGCUUACCCGGGUUACCCCGGGGAGGUCGUUUGGGACAAAACGACGGGAGCUAGCUACAAUGCGGUGGGUGUACGUGGACGCAAGUACUUGCUCCCGGCGAUGUGGGACCCGCAGACCUCCACGUGUAAAACACUCGUCUGAGCAAUCGCGUCAACCUGUGCGUGUUGCUAGAAGAUCAUGUAUCAAGAAUGGGACAAUACUAUUGGCUAGUCUCACCCCACCAGCUCCGUAGCAUACUCAUAAUCUCGAACCGGAAGGAGAAUGAGACAAUACUUAGGUGUCGAAAUCUUUCACCAUACAUAUAUUACAAUUGAAACUGUUCAUUUCGUAAAUUAUAAUUUACAAAUUAUUAAGCAAAUUUUUUUUAGUAAUCGAAAACAAA